Molecule: messenger RNA, 1338 nt
Organism: Aureobasidium melanogenum CBS 110374
Lineage: Eukaryota; Fungi; Ascomycota; Dothideomycetes; Dothideales; Saccotheciaceae
Product: salicylate hydroxylase
Exons: 6
Coding region: 1-1338 (445 amino acids)
Molecular function (GO): monooxygenase activity; FAD binding
Source: RefSeq, a predicted model, not a curated record
AUGGAUUCUCCUCAAUCAGGAUGGAGACGUCUCAACGUCGGAGUUGUGGGAGGCGGUAUUGGUGGUAUGUCCGUGGCUAUCGCAAUGCGCCGCGCUGGCCAUGAUGUAACCAUCUACGAGCGAAACGAUUUCGCAGGAGAAGUCGGUGCAUCUGUGUCCUGUGCUGCCAAUGGAACUCGUUGGUUGCACGAAUGGGAAGUCGAUGUGGCCAAAGGAGAUCCCGUGGUGUUGCAGAAGCUUAUCAAUCGCGACUGGAAGACUGGAGAGCCUGUCAGUGUCUACGAUCUGGACGACUAUGAGAAGCGAUGGGGCUAUGUCUACAACAUGUUCCAUCGCCAAUACAUGCAUCGCAUGUUGAAAGAUACAGCUCUGCAAGAAGAGAAGGCCGGAACUCCUGCCAAAUUAGUCGUCAAUCAUCCUUGCAAAGACAUUGAUUUCGACACUGGCACAAUCACUUUCACCAAUGGCGCUUCUGCACAACACGAUGUGAUUAUUGGAGCUGACGGCAUUGGAUCCGUCGUCAGAAAAAUCAUUGGCUUGAACCCAGUGAAACGACCAUCUGACUCAAGCUGCUUGCACUGUAAUGUCGACACUGACGAAGCCGUACGCCAUGGUCUCGUGGACUACUCUCAGAACAGCGCUCUGGAAUACUGGGGCGGCCAAGAAGGAAAGUGGGACAAAAUUGUGCUCUCACCGUGUAAUGGUGGUAAGCUGCUCUCCUACUACUGUUUCUUCCCACGCAGUAUGGGCGACUAUGUGAACCAAACGUGGGGUGGCGAGGACCGACCCGUCGAAGAGCUUCUCAGUCCUUACCCGAAUCUCGACCCUCAAGUCAAAGCACAUCUCGCCAUCGGCAAGGACAUCCAACCCUGGCGUUUGUGGGUGCACGAACCUUACGAAUUCAUCACGCGCGGUCAGAUCUGUCUACUCGGCGAUGCGGCUCAUCCAAUGAUGCCCCAUCAGAGCCAAGGAGCCUGUAUGGCCAUCGAAGAUGCAGCAGCUCUCGGCAUACUUUUCAGUCCUUCAUACUUCGACGGUAACAUCGCUCAGACCCUACAAGUAUACGAGAAAGUCCGCCUGCCACGAGCGACCAGAGUCCAAGCUGCUGCUGCGAAGGCUGCUCAGAAUAUCAACGAGCGAAUCGGCUUCUCCAGUAACACAAACAUCUCGAACUACAAGGUUGACGAUGAGGGCAAGAAGCUGACAAUUGAAGAAAUGAAUGCUUACGACAUGUACAAAGAUAUUGAGGAAAUGCUUGCAGCAGCACGUAACAUGACAUAUACUGAAGGAGAUAAGUGGAAACGGGGUCUGCCUGUCGACCUAUUCAAGUCCGCUUGA